AUGCAGCCACAGGAGAAUGAAACGGAUGGGCAACCACCCGUCCUCAAUGGACACGCGAAGCCGACAGACUCAAAUGGCACUUCCAGUGGUUAUACCAUCCCCGACAGAAGAUUAGGCGAUCCCGUCCAACUUCGAGUCAUCACGAUUGGCGCGGGCGCUUCGGGACUCAAUCUUGCGCAUCAAAUAGAAAAGCACAUGAAGAACGUUACUCAUGUCGUUUACGAAAAGAAUCCUGAGGUUGGCGGGACGUGGUAUGAGAAUACGUAUCCAGGCUGUGCCUGCGACAUUCCUUCGCACAGCUACCAGUUUACCUGGGAACCGUACCCAGGGUGGAAUCACUUCUAUUCUCCCGCUCCCGAGAUUCUCGACUACUUCCGCAGCGUCGCGCAUAAAUACGAAUUGUAUCGAUUCAUCAAAUUGAGCCACAAAGUCAUCGAAGCCAAAUGGAACGAGGAAAAGGGCAUUUGGAAUAUCACGGUGGAAGACUUGACAACUGGAAACAUCAUUCACGACUGGGGCCACUUCAUGAUUAGUGGAUCGGGUAUUCUGAAUAACUGGAAAUGGCCCGAUAUCCCGGGCCUCACUACCUUCAAAGGCCAACUACUUCACAGUGCUGCCUGGGAUCCGAGUGUGGACUGGCGAGGCAAGAAUGUUGCGGUUCUAGGGUGUGGUUCUUCUGGAGUGCAGAUUGUGCCUACGUUACAACCAGAUGUGGCGCGCCUGGUCACCUUCAUCCGGAGUCCAACCUGGAUCACUGCCGGCUUCGCCCAGAGCAAGGCCGGUCCAAAUGGCAGCAACUUUGACUUUAGCGACGCUCAGAAGGAAAAAUUCCGCACCGAUCCUUCGGCCUACCUCCACUACCGGAAAGAAGUCGAAUCCGAGCUGAACUCGAGAUUUAAAUUUAUCAUCAAAGACAGCCCUGAACAGGCCGAGGCCUUGGCCUUCUCUGCGAACGAAAUGAAAACCAAGCUCGGAGCCGAUUCCCCUCUCCUAAAACAUCUCAUUCCCUCUUUCAGCGUUGGAUGCCGUCGACCCACGCCGGGCAAUGGCUACCUAGAAGCCCUCACCAAAGAUAACGUCAGGGUUGUUACGGAUUCAAUUGCGGAAAUCGUACCGGAGGGCAUCAAAACCACUACUGGAGAAGUCUUGAAGGUCGACAUCUUCGUAUGCGCUACCGGCUUCGACAUCUCUUUCUGUCCGAGAUACCCAGUGAUUGGCAAAAAUGGAGUUAGUCUGGCAGACGAGUGGAAAGAACAUCCGGCCGCCUACUUGUCGUUGGCAGUGCCGAAAUUCCCCAACCAUUUCAUGUUCCUUGGUCCCAAUGCCCCGAUUGGACACGGUUCAGUCCUCCCCAUCAUCGAACAUUCCGCGAAAUAUAUAAUUCGCAUGCUGCACAAAUGUCAGAUGCAGGGCAUCAAGUCGGUGGAACCCAAAAUGGAAGCCGUCAAGGACUUCGACGAACACAUCCAAGCCUUUAUGCCCAGAACAGCCUGGAGCACAAAGUGUCGAUCCUGGUUCAAAAACGGAAAGAUCGAUGGACCCGUCGUGGCUUUACAUCCCGGCAGCAGAGUCCACUGGUUCCAAAUGCUGGAAGAACCUCGGUACGAGGACUUUAAUUGGGAGACGUUCUCGACGAAUCGCUUUGCGUACUUGGGCAAUGGUUUCUCCAUGAAGGAGGCGCCUGGCAGGGAUACUACGUACUACUUCGACAAUCCCGAUCAAGGCUAUGAGGCGAUCACCUACUAG
Molecule: messenger RNA, 1746 nt
Organism: Cladophialophora yegresii CBS 114405
Lineage: Eukaryota; Fungi; Ascomycota; Eurotiomycetes; Chaetothyriales; Herpotrichiellaceae
Exons: 6
Coding region: 1-1746 (581 amino acids)
Molecular function (GO): NADP binding; N,N-dimethylaniline monooxygenase activity; flavin adenine dinucleotide binding
Source: RefSeq, a predicted model, not a curated record